AUGCCACUAUCCACCCUCCUCCAGCUCCUCAAACUCCGCCCCAGUAAACCACCAUCGUCACCACGACCACUUCACACAGGCCUCAUCUAUCGCGCCCCUCUCCCCCAAAACUCUCCAUCUACCUUCCCGCCUGCUCCUUACCUCACUACUACAGCCUUUGCCCACGCACGCGUCUCGGGGCCUGCGCAUAGACAACGCAUCAUGCAGCGACGAGAAGAUGCUUGGCGCCAGUGCGUUGGACGUCUUGCACAGAGGCAGAGGCAGCGGCAGCGGCAGCGGGAGCAGGAACGUGUUGAUGGUGGGAAGGGGGAGGAAGACAGGGGGGUAGAUGGAAUAAGCUGGGAUGUCAGUGUUGAAGGGGUGGAUGGGUGGAAUGUUGAGUGGGAGGCGGAGACGGGCAUGUUUGUUAAGAGGAAAGGGAGGGGGGAGUUUAGGUGUGAGGGGGUGGUGUUUGAUGAAUGGAGGGGUGAGUUUGUGGAGGGAGAGGACAUAGGAAGGCUGGAGGAUGGGUUCGACUAUAGGGGAUGGAUGGAAGAAGAUGAGAAGAAGACAUUUUAG
Messenger RNA from Pyrenophora tritici-repentis Pt-1C-BFP, 558 nucleotides. The record is from RefSeq and is a predicted model, not a curated record. NCBI's taxonomy places the organism in Eukaryota, Fungi, Ascomycota, Dothideomycetes, Pleosporales, Pleosporaceae.